AUGAGGAUUGGAGAAUCCGAGAGGAUGAAGCACUUUAUUUCCACAACCGCCAGGCUGUUCCUAAGGCGGAUGAGAUCAAAAAGACAAUUCUACAUGAGGCGCAUACAUUGCGAAGUUAUUCAAGAGAAUAACAAGAAGAUAGCUCUUAUCCGAGAACGACUGUUAACAGCUCAAAGUCGUCAAAAGAGCUAUGCUGACCGAAGGCAUAGACCUUUGGAAUUCCAGGAAGGUGAAUUCAUUUUAUUGAAGGUUCCCCCACGCAAAGGAGUUGUCCAUUUUGGUAUAAAAGGGAAACUUGCGCCAAGGUACGUUGGACCAUUCCCGAUCGUGCAACGAGUUGGUGUCGUGGCGUAUCGUCUGGCUUUACCGCUUGAGCUAUCUCAUGUGUAUGAUGUGUUCCAUGUCUUCAUGCUUCGUAAAUCUCAACCUGAUCCAGAAGCUAUGGUACAAUGGUAUGACGUUCCGAUACAGUAUGACGCGACAUACGAGGAAGCACUAGUUCAGAUUCUUGAUCGGAAGAUGAAGAGUUUGUGUCAUCGUGAGAUUCCAUUAAUGAAAGUUUUAUGGCAGCAUCAUGGAGUUGAGAAAGCAACAUGGGAGCUUGAAACAAUGAUGCAGGAGCAGUACCCGCAUCUGUUUUCACUGUGA
Messenger RNA from Morus notabilis, 648 nucleotides. RefSeq lists its product as uncharacterized. The record is from RefSeq and is a predicted model, not a curated record. Bases 1 to 648 code for a protein of 215 amino acids. The transcript has 2 exons. Lineage: Eukaryota; Viridiplantae; Streptophyta; Magnoliopsida; Rosales; Moraceae.